AUGAAGCUCCUCUCCUCUUUUACUCUUCUCGGGUUUGCCAUCGUAGCGGAAUCAGCCAAAAAGAGCUACGAUGGAGCCAAAGCGGUCCGUAUUCCGGUUGGAGAGGACGUCACCCCUCUCAAGAAAGUGAUCAAGGAGCUCAAUCUUCCCGUCUGGAAGAGUGCCAAAGAUGGGGUCCCAUGUGCCUAUUCCAAUGUCGACCUCGUGGUACCAGCCGACAAGGUCAGCGAAUUCGACAAGAUGACAGCAAACAUGGACACCAAGGUCAUGCAUGAGGACCUUGGGGCAUCGAUUGCGGCGGAGGAAACCGCACCUCCUGUGUCCAGUAGGGUUCCGGCUACGAAACUUGCCGCCGCCAAUCUGACCUGGUUCAAUGCCUACCAUGACUAUGCGGACCAUCUUCAAUUUCUCAGUGAUCUUGCUGCUAUGUACCCUACGCGGGCCAAGGUAGUCACUAUGGGUGCUUCGGACGAAGGUCGUCAGAUCACCGGUAUUCAUUUCUGGGGGAGUUCCGGUCCAGGCAUCAAGCCCGCGGUUGUCCUUUACUCAACGGUCCACGCGCGCGAGUGGAUCACCACCGUGACCAACGAGUAUAUGGCCUACCACCUCUUGACCAACUAUGACAGCGACCCCGAAAUCAGAGGCUUUGUGGACCAAUACGACUACUACAUCUACCCCGUCGUCAACCCUGAUGGAUUCGUCUACAGCCAGACAACCGAUCGGUUUUGGCGCAAGAAUCGCCAAGUGUUGCCGUCGAGCACUUGUGUGGGACGAGACCUCAACCGUAACUGGGCGUUCCAUUGGGAAGUCGAGGGUGGUGCGUCCAUCAUUCCCUGCGAGGACGACUAUAAAGGUCUUGAAGCCGGCGACGCGACGGAGACCAGGGUAAUGAUGGAAUAUACCAACAACAUCGCCGCCACCCAGGGGGUCCAGCUCUACAUCGACAUCCACUCCUACGCUCAACUCUUUAUGACCCCCUACGGCUUCUCCUGCGAAGACGAACCCACCAACGGCGCCGUACUUCAUGACCUCGCCGUCGGCGUCGUCAACGCCAUCAGCGCCGUUUACGGCACCAGCUACACCGCGGGCCCAGUCUGUCCCACCAUCUACCCCGUGACGGGCGCCUCGGUGGACUAUGUCAACGACGUGACCAACGCCAAGUACUCGUUUACUAUCGAGCUGCGCGACACGGGCGAAAACGGCUUCGUCUUGCCCGUGGAAGAGAUCAUGCCGACGGCGAUCGAGACGUGGGCGGGGUUGCGGUACUUGUUGCUUAACAUGCCUUGA
Drepanopeziza brunnea f. sp. 'multigermtubi' MB_m1 is the source of this 1287-nucleotide messenger RNA. The record is from RefSeq and is a predicted model, not a curated record. NCBI's taxonomy places the organism in Eukaryota, Fungi, Ascomycota, Leotiomycetes, Helotiales, Drepanopezizaceae.